Messenger RNA from Aspergillus nomiae NRRL 13137, 1554 nucleotides. Its product is annotated as MDR family MFS transporter. The transcript has 3 exons. Gene Ontology annotation, biological process: transmembrane transport. Gene Ontology annotation, molecular function: transmembrane transporter activity. NCBI's taxonomy places the organism in Eukaryota, Fungi, Ascomycota, Eurotiomycetes, Eurotiales, Aspergillaceae. The record is from RefSeq and is a predicted model, not a curated record. Bases 1 to 1554 code for a protein of 517 amino acids.
AUGACAGAGAGCAGCUCGGGCGCUUCCCAGUCACUCGUACAUCCUUCUAACUCACAACAGACAUCCAAUUCCAAGUGUGAAGCUUCUACUGCUCGACAAACCCUCGACCCGGGGCAGACACACAAUGGAUCCGGGCCCGGUUCUUCAGUACACCAGGGCGAGCACGUUGUCCCCGAUGAAGCAAAGUUGCCGUACUCCGAGUAUAGGGAUGUCAAAACCCCGGAGUAUCCAUCGACAUGGAGGCUGGUCAUUAUCACGAUAUCGUUGUUCCUCGCCUUUUGCUGCUCCGCGUUGGAUAACACGAUCGUCGCAACGGCAAUCCCCAGGCUCACCAGCCAAUUUCACUCGUUGGGAGAUGUUGGAUGGUACGGCAGUGCCUAUCUUCUCACCACGUGUGCCAUGACCCUGAUUUUCGGGAAGAUGUAUACGUUUUACUCCUCCAAGUGGGUCUACCUGAUAUCGCUGGGCAUCUUUGAGAUUGGUUCAUUGGUUUGCGGUGUCACCAGCUCCUCGUUGGGACUGAUCCUCGGGUGCGCCAUUGCAGGACUUGGAUCGGCAGGAAUCGAGUCUGGGUCAAUCCUGGUGGUCUCCCAGACUGUGCUAGUGGCUCGAAGGCCCCUCUUUAUGGGCCUCUUUGGAACAACAUUCGGGAUUGCUAAUGUAGUGGGACCCCUACUUGGAGGAGCACUGACCGACUACCUCAGCUGGCGGUGGUGCUUUUAUAUCAAUUUACCAAUUGGUGCAGUCACGGGUUCCUUUAUCUUGUGCUUCUUCAAGACACCUCAGCCCGUAAAGCGAUGCGCUGGGCUAAGGGAACAAUUAUCGCAAUCAGACCUGGUCGGGAUGUUCUUCUUCCUGACCGGCAUCAUCUGUCUACUGCUGGCAUUGCAACGGGGAGGGGGGCAAUAUCCCUGGGGGGGAAGCCGGGUAAUUACCUUAUUUGUGAUCUCCGGGGUCCUCAUCCUGACAUUUAUCGGCUUGCAAUGGUGGCGGCAAGAGAAAGCAACGAUCCCUCCCCGCUUGAUUGCCAAUAGAAACAUGUGGGGGGCAGCACUGUUUACCUUUUGCGUGAAUGCCUCCUUUAUGGUCUUCGCGUUCUAUCUCCCGAUAUGGCUCCAAAGCAUUAAGAACGUGUCCGCGACACAGUCAGGUAUUAUGACCCUCCCGAUGAUCCUGGGCAUGGUCACGAUGAGUCUGCUCUCCGGCAUCCUUGUGACGCUGACCGGGUACUAUACACCGUUUAUGCUCGUAUCCCCAGUGCUGGCAUCUGUCGGCGCAGGGCUUCUCUCGACUCUUCGGGUGGAUUCAGGCCAUUCCGAAUGGAUUGGGUACCAGGCAUUGUACGGCAUGGGCAUCGGAAUCGGCAUUCAACAAUCGGUGAUAGCAAUCCAGACCGUGCUCUCCCCAGAUGACAUGCCCAGUGCUACAGCGAUCCUCAUGUUCAUGCAAACCCUUGGAGGCGCUCUCUCCAUUUCGGUUGCGCAAGCUAUCUUCCACACCAGCUUAUUGCGAAAUCUGCGCACCGAGGCACCUGCGUUGAUGCCGCGGCGAUAG